Messenger RNA from Ziziphus jujuba (common jujube), 1010 nucleotides. Its product is annotated as NAD(P)H-quinone oxidoreductase subunit M, chloroplastic. Gene Ontology annotation, molecular function: oxidoreductase activity, acting on NAD(P)H, quinone or similar compound as acceptor. The record is from RefSeq and is a predicted model, not a curated record. Bases 144 to 788 code for a protein of 214 amino acids. Lineage: Eukaryota; Viridiplantae; Streptophyta; Magnoliopsida; Rosales; Rhamnaceae. The transcript has 2 exons.
AAAAAAAAAAAAAAAAAACACAAAAAUACACGGAUCUAAAGCUUAAUGGCCUUCCAAAAUUUUUCCCAAAACUCGGUACCCAAAAGCAACACCAAGAACCCACAAUAAUAAAAAUUGAGAACUAUUGAAUUCAAGAAGCAAUUAUGCUAUAUUCAGUCAUGGCAGCAACUUCUUCCUCAUACAUGGUCUCAGCUCGAGUUCCCAUGUUGAAUUACAUGGGAGGCAGAAGGAAAAUGAGGAAUAGAAGAAUGGCAUUCUCAGUUUCAGCUCAACAGCAAGCUCAAGUUGAAGAAUCAGAAGCAGUAAAAACAAAUGAAGGAGAAGAGAAAGUGAAGAAACAAGGAGCAGUUCCAAGGCCAGUUGAACCACAAAUUAAUGUGAAAAGCAAAAACAUGAGCAGAGACUAUGGAGGCCAAUGGCUUAGCAGUGUCACAAGGCAUGUGCGAAUUUUCGCAGCCUAUAUCGACCCAGAAACCUGUGAAUUCGAUCAAACACAAAUGGAUAAACUCACUCUUAUCCUCGAUCCUACCAAUGAAUUUGUUUGGAAUCCUGAAACUUGCAACAAGGUUUACUCUUAUUUCCAAGAGCUUGUGGAUCAAUAUGAGGGUGCUCCAUUGACAGAAUACACACUUCGUCUUAUUGGUUCGGAUAUUGAGCACUACAUAAGGAAGCUUCUAUUUGAUGGAGAAAUUAGGUACAAUAUGGAUGCCAAAGUCCUCAACUUCAGCAUGGGCAAGCCUAGAAUCGUGUUUAACAGCAAUGAAAUUCCUCCUCAGGAUCUGCAGUAGUGAAGGAUUUUCAUUUAUCACCUUUUUUUUUUUUCUUCUUUCUUUUUUUAUAUGUUUAUUCUCAAAUUAGCAUAGUAAUUUACCAAGUAAAAGCAAAGUUGCAUCUAUAAUUAUGUUUUUUUGGCUGGCCAUUUUAGGUCAUUAUCAAAUGCUAUAUUAUGUGCUGAAAAACAAUUAAAUUUGUACAUAAUUUCACAUUUUGACCAUACUUCAAUCUUUUCC